AAGAGCCGAUGUCUUCACAACUUUCUACUAGCACAGCAGCUCCCCCAGCGAAGAAACUCAGUAGAAAACAGAAGAGACGCAAAGCACGGUCAUCGUCGGUCUUCACGGCAACCUCGAACGAGAGCAGCAGAGCGGAUGAGGAACUUGCGACUGCCAAGGCUGCAGCGAUCAGGCUACUCGAUCAAGCCUUCGACGUGCCAGCUCUGUUAGAGGAGUCCAUCCCCACCCCAAAGCCUAAACGGAUCCGGUUCGAAGAUGUCCCUACGAUCCUGGAAGAACAAUUGAUCCCCUCUCAAUCAUCUAAAAAAUCAACCGCUCUAUCUCCAAAAAUUCAUCAAGAGCUCAACACUUCCCUAGUCCCCUCAAAUAUCUCUGUCACCCACAAAACAACCCUAUCAAAAGCAUCUUCAGACGCAAAGCCCGUUACCCCACAGUCAGAAUUGAAUUCAAGUAGCACCGUUCAAACACAAGACACAUUUCAAGUCAGUCGGGAAGAAAUCUUUGCGGAGACAGCACUUGUGGAUGCCUUUCAGGCCGCCAUGGAUGAAUUCAAGUUCUGUUGUUUCAAUCAAAGCCAUUCAUCUGCUCCGAUCCGUCUGCCUCAAUCACAUUCCGAACAACGUCGAACAGCUGCCCUGUAUUAUGGCAAGCCUCCGCCUCGACCGACAACCAAAAGCAAGAAGCCACCUCUACAUACAAUCUUUCUGCCCCGUCUAAUCGUCGCCCCAACUGACGCCACAACAUCAGAAGAAAAAGGUUCACCAAAUGGAGCUGUACGACAAACUAGCCCGGUGAUUUCGGAUCUAGACAUGGACGACUAUUGGGACAUGGUUGAAGAAGAAUCUGAGUAAUCCUUGUAAGAUCUUGAGCAUGACAUGCGCUAAGAUGCAGAUGAUAUGAUUAUGAUGGAAGCCACGAAGAUGGAUGAUUCUGAUGUAAUUUGGGUGAGCCUUAAAAAUCAGCUCAUGAAAACAUUGCCUUCAGUUCAAACUACAAAUUGAUGGUCACUCGGCUUAAGAGCCAUAGGGAUUGAAAGAAUGGUUU
This is a messenger RNA of Puccinia graminis f. sp. tritici CRL 75-36-700-3, 1044 nucleotides long. RefSeq lists its product as uncharacterized. The transcript is spliced from 3 exons. Bases 9 to 851 code for a protein of 280 amino acids. The record is from RefSeq and is a predicted model, not a curated record. Lineage: Eukaryota; Fungi; Basidiomycota; Pucciniomycetes; Pucciniales; Pucciniaceae.